Messenger RNA from Nannochloropsis gaditana CCMP526, 1558 nucleotides. RefSeq lists its product as uncharacterized. The transcript has 2 exons. The record is from RefSeq and is a predicted model, not a curated record. The annotation marks the transcript as partial.
CAAAGCAUAGAAUAUGACAUCUCACUACAUCAAAGUGGCUUUUAUUCUUUUGGCCAUCUUUGCCUUGCAAGUCGAGUCUCAAACCGCCAGACUUCCAGUGCCACAACGAUCGCAAGGCCUUAGCGGAGAGCCUUGGCUCCCCAGAAGAUUGAAGGAACUCGUACAUUCAACCCUAAAGCGAUGCGGUAAAACUUGUCAAGAUCAACGUGGCUCUUCUUUUCGUGACUAUCUUGCCAAACUUGAGAAGUUCCCCGAAUAUAGUAGGACGGCCUCUGAAGAAACGACGAUCAAUGUAACACGUGAUGAUAGUUUUCUUUAGCGUGAUUUACUUCUGAAACGACGAAAAAGACAGAGAAUCAGCAAGAGAAAGCUCCAGAAACAGCUCCAGCAGUGUGAGGCAAGCAUCCAGGAGACGCAGGUCGCCUUGGAGGCCCCGAGACUUCUGUUUGUCCAAAUGGCGCAACACUGCACUUUGGAAAUGACAGCCGGACGAUACUACCUUCGCACUACAGAUAUGGAUCCUGAUACCUACGUUUUUGCAGAGAUGCCGUCACAAUACGCCACUGUCUGGCCUACGAGCUAUUUUGUCGGGUACCUUUUUGAUGAGUUUUUUCCCAUCGAUAAGCCCAACGCGGCCUUCACAUUUAACGUCUAUCGGAACGAGUCCAAGAAAUCAUUUGAAGGGCCACUCAUAUCUGUUGUACUGUCGUCACACCGUAUUAGUCUCCAAGACGACAACUCGUCGCUUGUCGUCUACGAGCUUGGUCAAUCAUCGGAUCAGGCAGAGACCUCCCCGCUGUCUAAUUUCUUUCGGGGAGUGGAUCCCACUCAGAAUGCGUCGGUGGCGUUUGAGCAUUGUUCCAUGUUUAUUGAUCCUGCGGUUGAUGACCGUAAUAUGAUGUCAACCGAUAGCUACGUGGCUGCGCUGGAGUCCGUCGAGCAAGUUCUAGACGACCUCGAAAGGUCCGCCAAUGCUAUUGAGCCAGGUCUCGCGGGAGUCGAAGUUUCAAGCACGAAUCAAAGCAUGUUGGCGACUUUUAGUAGAGUAUGGCAGGUCAAAGAUAGUGAGAAAAGGAUUCAAGGUGAUCCUGAUUCGAGUGCGUCCUUGAGAAGUGCAGCAGACACGGUCCGUGCGACUGUCCAUCUGAUCAGACAGUGCAAAGAUAGCUCAAAUGGCUGUGAUGAUCGUGCCCUCGCAGCUAGCGUGUCUAACAUAUUGCUGACCACAGUACCUGUGAUAGGGGCCGCGUUCCCCCCAGUGGGCAUUGGCGUUUCGUUGAUAUCAUCAAUAGGGCAUCUCUUGUCCAGUUUGGCCUACGACUUAAGAAUGGCGUCGAACAAGGGUGUUUUUCCAUCUUUCAUCCAAGGGUUCGUGAAUACGAAAUUCGAAACCUUCGAUCUCUUCUUUGACACCGAUCUGAGGAAGCUUUUCAGAGACAUUUGGCUAAUCGACCUUGACAACUUCAUCAGGCAUUCUGGAAGCAUCGGUUAUAUAAUUAAGAAGAUGGGACCAGAUGGCCAAGCAUCCGUGGACAAGGAGACGGGAUCUUCGGGGAUU